Molecule: messenger RNA, 1035 nt
Organism: Amphibalanus amphitrite
Lineage: Eukaryota; Metazoa; Arthropoda; Thecostraca; Balanomorpha; Balanidae
Product: epoxide hydrolase 4-like
Exons: 1
Coding region: 1-1035 (344 amino acids)
Molecular function (GO): hydrolase activity
Source: RefSeq, a predicted model, not a curated record
AUGGUGCAGGUGGUGGGACCGGUGCGCGGCGCCGUGGCCGCCCUGCUCGCCGCCUUCUGGUCCGGCGUGUUCCUGCUGCUGCUGGCCGUGCGCCGUGUGACGCGCGGGGCGGAGGCGCUGCAGCCGCGCCGCCGCCCGCGGCCGGCGCUGCUCGACGACCCGGCGCUGGGCGCGCACAAGUUCGCCACCGUGUUUGGCGGCAUCAAGCUGCACUAUGUGGAGAAGGGCGACCGCAGCAAGCCGCUGCUGCUGCUACUGCACGGCUUCCCGGCGUUCUGGUACUGCUGGCACUACCAGCUGAAGGCGCUCUCCCAGCACUACUGGGUGGUGGCGGUCGAUAUGCGCGGGUACGGCGAGUCGGCCAAGCCGGAAGGCCGCGACAGCUACGACCGGCAGCUGGUGGCGCAGGACCUGUUCCACCUGGUGCUGUCCCUGGGCCGGCAGAGCUGCACCGUCAUCGGACACGACUGGGGCGGCAUCAUCGCCUACGAGCUGGCCAGACUGCGCUCCUCGCUGGUCGAGAAACUCAUCAUCAUCAACGCGCCGCACCCGGACGCCAUGGAGGAGGUGCUGCAGCACUCCUGGGACCAGAUGUUCCGCUCCUGGUACAUCUACCUCUUCCAGCUGCCCUGGCUGCCCGAGCAGGUGAUGCAGCUGGACGACUUCAACAUGUUCAACAAGAUGUUCCACGAGAACCCGUCGGCGCGCCAUCACUACCCGCCCGAGAUGGUCGACGCGUACAAGUACACGUUUGGAGAGCCGGGAGCGCUGACACCGCCCCUUAACUACUACCGGCAGAACUUUGGCUGGCGUUGGCACCGCGGAGAGCCAGCCCAGGUGGCACGCGUCACCUGUCCCCUGCUAGUCAUCUGGGGCGAGCGAGACCGGGCGCUGAGCCCCCUGCUGGCCACCAUGGCGGCACGCUACGCCGACCGCUUCAGCGUCCACCUGCUGCCCAACGCCUCCCACUGGGCCAUGAUGGAGGAGCCUGACGAGGUCAACGAGGCCAUCCGUGGGUUCAUUAGCGGCCAGUAA